Molecule: messenger RNA, 2480 nt
Organism: Hevea brasiliensis (rubber tree)
Lineage: Eukaryota; Viridiplantae; Streptophyta; Magnoliopsida; Malpighiales; Euphorbiaceae
Product: cyclin-T1-3
Exons: 9
Coding region: 317-2122 (601 amino acids)
Biological process (GO): positive regulation of DNA-templated transcription, elongation; regulation of transcription by RNA polymerase II
Cellular component (GO): nucleus; cyclin/CDK positive transcription elongation factor complex
Molecular function (GO): cyclin-dependent protein serine/threonine kinase activator activity
Source: RefSeq, a predicted model, not a curated record
UAAACCCUAAUUCAAGAAAAGCCUUUUCUUUUUCCUCUUCUUCACUCGUUCGAGCUAGGAGUACGCUCUUCAAAUUCUUCUUCCUUUUUUUCUUUUGGGCUCUACACAAGGUUUUGGAAACUUAAAGUUCCUGUUCUCUGGAGAACUCAUGGACUAGUAUGGUUUUAUUGGUUGAGUUGGUCUUUCUUAUAUUGACCCAUCUUUCGGCAAUCCUUGUGCAGGGAGCUCUUAUACAACAUGGUGAUUUAGUCAGUGCAGUUGGCACAUAUACAGAUUCUUUAUAAACAUUUUGGAUACGUUAGUUGCAAGGACACAUAUGGCUAGUUCACUGCCUGGUGAUUCUUCUCAUCAUGGAACAAACCUGCAGAAAUAUUCUCAGGAAAAACUAGAGGAAGGCGGUCGUUGGUACUUUUCUAGAAAGGAAAUUGAAGAAAACUCUCCAUCCAGACGUGAUGGCAUCGACUUGAAGAAGGAGACUUACCUACGCAAAUCCUACUGUACAUUUCUACAGGAUUUGGGCAUGAGACUGAAAGUGCCCCAGCUAACAAUUGCUACAGCAAUAAUUUUCUGUCACCGAUUCUUUCUUCGUCAAUCUCAUGCAAAGAAUGAUAGGAGGACUAUUGCCACGGUGUGUAUGUUUCUUGCGGGGAAGGUGGAGGAGACUCCCCGUCCGCUGAAGGAUGUUAUCCUUGUUUCUUAUGAAAUCAUUCAUAAAAAGGAUCCUGAAGCUGUUCAGAGGAUUAAACAGAAGGAGGUAUAUGAACAGCAGAAAGAAUUAAUUUUACUUGGAGAGAGAGUUGUACUUGCAACUCUUGGUUUUGAUCUAAAUGUGCAGCACCCCUAUAAACCUCUUGUUGAUGCAAUAAAGAAAUUUAAGGUUGCUCAAAAUGCCCUUGCUCAGGUGGCAUGGAAUUUUGUGAAUGAUGGACUGCGCACAUCUCUUUGCUUGCAAUUUAAGCCCCACCACAUUGCAGCUGGUGCCAUAUUUCUUGCUGCAAAGUUCCUCAAAGUAAAGCUUCCGUCAGAUGGCGAGAAGGUCUGGUGGCAAGAGUUUGAUGUCACCCCACGCCAAUUAGAAGAGGUGAGCAAUCAGAUGCUUGAACUCUAUGAACAGAAUCGGCCUUCAACUAAUAAUGAAGCUGAAGGAAGCACUGUAGGUGGGGUUUCACAUCAGACCACAUCAAAAGCUUCGUCUGGCAAGGAAGAACAUGCAACAACUAACAGUCAUUCUCAGGCUGGAGGUAUAACUUCGAGACCAGGAACCUCAAAGUCAAUGUCACUUGCAGAUAAUCGUGGUGGGGCUCCAAGAACCACCCAUAAUCAAGGUAAUGAGCAUUUAAGUGGAGAGAUGAAGAGUGCCUCUGAUCACAAUGCUGAUGGUGAAUCUUCAGAUUAUGUAGACCAAGGAAUAGAUACAUUGUCUCGCCAUGAGAAUAUGGGGGAAGCUAACACAUUGAGACAUGCAUCACAUGGUAAAGAAGAUCAGGAAAGGAAUGUUGUGAGAAGUGAAAUCAGUGAAGCAGGGGAAUUAAAAGACAAACAUUUUGGUCGAAAUCUGGAAAAUAGAGAAGGUACAGUAGGCCAGUCACCCCAAGAUGCUAUUAAAAAGAUUGACAGAGACAAAGUAAAGGCAGCUUUGGAGAAACGAAAGAAGUCCAGGGGUGAUGUCAGUAGGAAAACUGACUUCUUGGAUGAGGAUGAUUUCAUUGAGAGGGAACUGGAAGCUGGUAUCGAGCUAGCUGCUGAGAGUGAGAAGAGUAAGCGGGACAGGAGGCAGAGCUAUUCUAAGCCCUUGGACAGGCAAAGGCAUGAAAACCCGCAUCAUGAAAACCAUCAAGAGGAUGCAGGGGAUGGAGAACGUCAAGGAAUGAAGGGGCAUUUGUCACAUAAAUCAGAUUUGAACAUUAUGGAAGAAGGGGAAGUUCCUGAUGAUAUGGACCGGGGAUUUCAUUCGCCCAAGUCAAGCAACCGCAAGCGGAAGUCAUGGAGCCCACCAGAAAAAUUGCCUGAGGGCAAGCAUCGGAAUGAUUAUGUGCCUGGCUCACAUCAUUAUAAUAAUCAUGAUUACUUGGAUGACCGUAACAGGAUGAGCAGGCUUGGUUAUGUGGAGAGGGAUCACUAGAAAGCACAGUACCAGAAGAUGACGUCUGAGAGGUGAAACUGUUCCCUGAAGCACAUAUUUAUAAGAGUUUCUCCUUGGAUGGGCGUAAUAGUUUUGAAGAUCACAGUUGCUGUCAACUGUCAGCAAUCCUGUACCGAGUAUAUCAAUAUUGGGUAUAAAAAAUGAACUUUUUUUUUUUAAGUUGAUUAUUUGGACCGAACUUCCAUAUAAUUUGUAAGAAAUGAGUUUAUUGAAGUUCUGAAGUUACUGUAUUACCAUGGUCUUGCCCGCCAGUCUCUUUUUGAAAUGCUUGGAAUCAUCGUCCAUGUAUAAUAAUGAUGAUAAUUUUUUAGAGGAGUUAUGAUCACACUUUUAAGAA